CCUCCUAAUCUCCAUAUCCCCCAAACUCGCCCUCCACAGUGAACAAACAAAAGCCCUAGUUUCAUCGAUGUUUUUUUGUUUACUGUAAAAUUCACGCGAUUUCAGUAGUUGAAUCAAUAAUAAAAAAUGAAUCUGAAGACAUAGAAGCAAAAAAGGGUUCGAUUUGGCGAAGAAGACGUCGACCAAUUCCCAAAAGGCGCAGCUCACUUUUCUCAAAAUCCAACAAUGGGUUCAGUCAACUACGAUGAUGAAACGAGGUCCACCAUUAGUGAUCAUGGGGAUAUUGGCAAUGUGGAUUUUGCAAAUGAUGGAUCUUUCUAUGAUUAUGAUCCAGGGAAUGAGGGUCCGAUUAUCAUAUCAGUUCCUUUUCCUCUAGUCGAAGGGAAGCCUCAGUUCGUAGCCGUAGGUGAAACUACAUUUAAUUCUAUCACCAUUAAGAACACAACCACUGAUGCAGUAACUCUGUGGUCAGUUGAGAUAUAUGACUCGAAACCAAAGGACUCAUUUACACUCUCAGUAAUGGAACCUCCCUCACAUGGUUCACAUGAGGAAUAUAUCCGAUCAUUUGUCGAGUCAUUUUCCUUGGAGGACAGGACUUUGCAAGCUGGUAAAACCUUAACAAUUUGGUUAUCGUGCAAAGCAAUGGUCAAGGGUCUGCACACAACGGCUGUUCACUUUAAUGUCGAUGAUGAUAGGAUAGAGAGGAUGGGUUUUAUCAUGGCUGAAGAUAAGAUAUCACGGUCUUUGACUUCUAACAGACCAUACAACAGACCAAGGAGAAACAAGCCAUUGCUCCCCAGAAUAUUUUCCCCUGGAGGGGAUAAUGUGGGCAUCAAAAUAAUCAGGGGCUCUCGUCCUGCCAAGGCUUCUGGUCGAGUAUACAGAUAUAAGCUUCCAGAAUAUCCGAUCCCCAAGAAUGUUAGGGAUAUGAUUGAAAGUAAGACGACUCCUGAUUCGCUAAUCGAAGGUUUAACAAGAACGAGCUAUGUCUCUUUCUUUAGAACCUUGCUUAUUAUGGAAGAAAUAAAAUUAGAGGAUGACAUGAGAACAUAUGACAUGCAAGGUGUUGCUCUGAAGAGAAAAUAUGGGUGCCUGGCUCUUGAAGUUCCAGGACUGGCUGAGAGAAGACCGUCACUCGUUUGUGGAGAUUUCAUUCUUGCAAAACCUACAUAUCAGAAGGAAGACAUGUCUGCCCUGUAUAAGGGGCACAUCUUACGUGUUGAGGCUGAAGAGAUUCACCUAUCAUUUCACGAUGAUCUUCACUGUUACCAUUCUGAAGGUGAUCGCUAUGAUGUACAAUUUGAAUAUAACCGAUUGGGCAUGCGAAGAUUAUACCAGGCAGUAGAAGCUGCAGGAAAGUUAGAUACAGAACUUCUCUUCCCUGAGUUUUCUUCAAAUUCUAGAUGCAUUGAAACCUCUCCAUUGGUUCCAAUCUCUUGUAAGCUCAAUGAGGAGCAAAUGAGUUCAGUUGAGAUGAUCCUUGGCUGCAAAGGAGGCCCUCCAUAUGUUGUUCAUGGUCCACCUGGUACUGGUAAAUCUGUGACUCUUACUGAAGCUAUCCUUCAGCUCUACACAACUCGAAGGAAUACCCGAAUGCUUGUUUGUGCACCUUCAAAUAGUGCUGCAGAUAACAUCUUAGAGAAACUUGUUAUGGAGAAUGCUGAAAAAAUCCGAAAGGGGCACUUGUUGAGGCUCAAUGCACAAGCUCGUUCUUUAGAGGAUAUCCGAUCUGAUUAUCUGGAAUUUUGUUGUAUUAACGAGGAAGAGAGUGUCUUUAACUGUCCUAUAUUUGAACAACUUGUGAAGUAUAGGAUUGUAAUAUCGACUUAUACAAGUGCUGCUCUUCUGUAUGCGGAAGGCCUUCAAGCUGGCCACUUCACACAUAUCUUCUUGGAUGAGGCAGCCCAGGCAUCAGAGCCCGAAACAAUGAUCCCUAUAUCCCAUUUUUACAGAAGAAAUACGACAGUUGUUCUUGCUGGGGAUCCAGUGCAGCUAGGUCCUGUAAUUUUUUCUAAAGAUGCAGAAAGUUAUGGUUUAGGGAAAUCAUACAUGGAGAGGCUGUGUGAAUGUAGAUUCUAUAAGGAAGGUGAUCAGAAUUAUGUGACUAAAUUGGUAAGGAACUACCGUUGCCACAAAAAAAUUUUGUUCCUUCCUUCAGAGUUGUUCUAUAAGGGGGAUCUAAUCUCGUGCAAAGAAGAGGAUACAUUGUACCCUUUAACUUGGAAAGAACUCCUUCCUGACGCAGAAUUUCCGGUACUUUUCCUAGGCGUCCAAGGUGUUGAUGAGAGAGAAGGGAAUAACCCAUCAUGGUUUAAUAGGAUUGAGGUAAGUGAGGUAGUUGAGAUUAUCAUGAAUUUGAUAGAGAAGGGGCUGCGGAGUCAAGAUAUUGGGGUCAUAACACCGUACAGGCAGCAGGUACUCAAAAUAAACAGGGCACUUGAAACUUUUGUCAAGUCAGAGAUCAAAGUUGGGACAGUGGAGUCAUUUCAAGGGCAAGAAAGGGAAGUCAUAAUCAUAUCUACUGUUCGAUCAACAAUCAAACACAACGAGACUGACAAGAGACAUUGUUUGGGAUUUUUGAGUAAUCCGAGACGCUUUAAUGUUGCCAUUACACGAGCCAGAUCAUUGUUGAUUGUUAUUGGGAACCCACAUAUAAUAUGCAAGGAUGAAUAUUGGAACAAGUUCCUAUGGCAUUGUGCUGAUAAUGGCUCUUAUAAAGGCUGCUUUCUCCCAGAAAAAGAAGAAAUUGUUGAUGUUGGAUCCGAAGGAGAGUAUAACAAUUGGAAUGGUGGAGAGCAAACAAGUUUUGAUGAUUGGAGUGCCAAUGAGAAGAACAACCCCAGAGGUGAGAAUUGGGGCAUGCCUGCAGCAGCAGAAGCCGAUGAUUGGGGCGAUUACCCCUCUCAGGCACCUGCUGGAGCCGAUGAGUGGGGAGAUUACCCCUCUGAGACACCUACAGCAGCCGAUAAUUGGGGAGAUUACUCUACCCAGACACCUGAUAAUUGGGGCGAAAACUCCUCUCAGACAUCUGUUAAUUGGGGCAAAUAUCCUACUGAGGCAUCUUCAGGACCUGAUAAUUGGGGGCAAGACUCGAUACAAGGAGCUGCUGAUAACUGGGGGGAAGACUUGAAACAGACGCCUACAGGAGCUGCUGAUAACUGGGGGGAAGACUUGAAAUAGACUCCUACAGGAGGAGCUGCUGCUGAUAACAAUUGGUAGUGGUAAAUUCCGUAGAAAGGUUUAGUAUUGAGACCUCUCUCAAUCCUUAUGGAACUUUAUGCUACAUCAUGUCAAUAGACAGUCGCCAGUUUGGUAGGUAUUGCCCUUUUGACAUUUCUUUUUCUUUCCUCCGGUGUUUGUGAUUGCGAAAAUGCCUCCUCGCUAAUGGCCUAGUAUUCCUUGACAAGUGUCGUGGUUAAUUUUCCCGAAAGCUAUGUUUUUGUAACAGUUAUUAUGUCCAUUGAUGCUCUUGUUCCGUUCGGCAUCUCUCAGUCCUGGAGGCCGGUAAGCUAAUUUAUUCAAACAUCUUGAAUGGUCUUUUGUAUUGCCACAUAAGUUCUUUUCCUGAACCACCAUCUCCUCCAUAUUAUAGUUUGGCAAUCUAUCUUGUGAGUUUAUUGGAGAA
This is a messenger RNA of Cynara cardunculus var. scolymus (artichoke), 3625 nucleotides long. Its product is annotated as probable RNA helicase SDE3. Gene Ontology annotation, molecular function: 5'-3' RNA helicase activity; RNA binding. NCBI's taxonomy places the organism in Eukaryota, Viridiplantae, Streptophyta, Magnoliopsida, Asterales, Asteraceae. The record is from RefSeq and is a predicted model, not a curated record. The transcript has 5 exons. Bases 226 to 3180 code for a protein of 984 amino acids.